This is a messenger RNA of Mus caroli (Ryukyu mouse), 6422 nucleotides long. It is a transcript of the gene Tbx20, whose product is annotated as T-box transcription factor 20. Gene Ontology annotation, molecular function: DNA-binding transcription factor activity, RNA polymerase II-specific; RNA polymerase II cis-regulatory region sequence-specific DNA binding. The record is from RefSeq and is a predicted model, not a curated record. Gene Ontology annotation, cellular component: chromatin; nucleus. Gene Ontology annotation, biological process: positive regulation of DNA-templated transcription; cell fate specification; regulation of transcription by RNA polymerase II. Lineage: Eukaryota; Metazoa; Chordata; Mammalia; Rodentia; Muridae.
CACCGCCAGCAAAUUAAGGCGCGAGGCAGCAGGCGCCUAGGCACACUUUAGGUCGCGCCUUGCUGCGCUCUGCAGAGAGGAGAUCCGACUCCCCGGUUUCCGCACCCUCUAGAGUCCCACGGCUGAUCGUCACCUCCCCGGACCUGGGCUACUUAGCGGACCCAAGGAGGGAAGGGAGGGAGAACUCGGCGUGGGUGCUGGGGACCCCGCGUUUUGCGCAGUGGGCUUACACACAGUUUUGAGUUCCCGGCUGGUCCCCACCCUGCUUUCCUGCUGGUUCGAAGUCUCUGCGGCUCCCCUGCUUUGCUCUAGUGGACUGGAAAGGCCAUCGUAGGAACCUGGGAACGGACGCUUCGGGGGAGGGGGUCCCCAGUUCCGCUUUGCUUGCUCUCUGGAACUUUGAGCUGCAGUUUCGGGUCUUUGUCUCCCUUUGGGGAAGCUGGACUGUGGUUUGUCAGUCCAGGCUUCUGAGCAGGACCGCACGCUGGGAACCAUGGAGUUCACGGCGUCGCCCAAGCCCCAGCUCUCCUCUCGAGCCAAUGCCUUCUCCAUCGCCGCGCUUAUGUCCAGCGGCGGCCCCAAGGAGAAGGAUGCAGCAGAGAACACCAUCAAACCCCUGGAACAAUUUGUGGAGAAAUCAUCCUGUGCCCAGCCACUGGGUGAGCUGACGAGUCUGGAUGCUCACGCGGAGUUUGGCGGCGGGGGCAGCAGCCCAUCCUCAUCCUCUCUGUGCACAGAGCCACUGAUACCCACCACCCCCAUCAUCCCCAGCGAAGAGAUGGCUAAAAUCGCCUGCAGCCUGGAAACGAAGGAGCUCUGGGACAAAUUCCAUGAACUGGGCACGGAGAUGAUUAUCACCAAGUCUGGCAGGAGGAUGUUCCCCACCAUCCGCGUGUCAUUUUCUGGAGUGGAUCCUGAGUCCAAGUACAUAGUCCUGAUGGACAUCGUCCCGGUGGACAACAAGAGAUAUCGCUAUGCCUACCACCGGUCAUCCUGGCUGGUGGCUGGCAAAGCUGAUCCCCCGCUGCCAGCCAGGCUCUACGUGCAUCCAGACUCCCCCUUUACUGGCGAGCAGCUCCUCAAACAGAUGGUGUCUUUUGAAAAGGUGAAGCUCACCAACAAUGAACUGGAUCAACACGGCCAUAUAAUUUUGAAUUCAAUGCAUAAGUACCAGCCACGGGUGCACAUCAUAAAGAAGAAAGACCACACUGCCUCCUUGCUCAAUCUGAAGUCAGAAGAAUUCAGGACGUUCAUCUUUCCAGAGACAGUUUUCACAGCAGUCACAGCCUACCAGAACCAACUGAUAACCAAGCUGAAAAUAGACAGCAAUCCGUUUGCCAAAGGAUUCCGGGACUCCUCCAGGCUCACUGACAUUGAGAGGGAGAGCGUGGAGAGCCUGAUCCAGAAGCAUUCCUAUGCCCGGUCACCCAUCCGCACCUAUGGGGAAGAGGAUGUUCUGGGGGAGGAGAGUCAGACAACUCAGAGUCGAGGAUCAGCCUUUACAACAUCUGACAAUUUGUCUCUCAGUUCCUGGGUAUCAUCAUCUUCCAGUUUUCCUGGAUUUCAGCAUCCACAGCCCCUGACUGCUCUUGGCACCAGUACAGCAUCCAUAGCGACACCGAUUCCUCACCCUAUACAGGGUUCUCUGCCACCAUAUAGCCGCCUGGGAAUGCCUCUGACCCCAUCUGCAAUAGCCAGCUCCAUGCAGGGAAGUGGUCCCACGUUCCCUUCAUUCCACAUGCCUAGAUACCAUCACUACUUCCAGCAAGGGCCCUAUGCUGCCAUCCAAGGACUUCGCCACUCCUCCGCUGUGAUGACGCCAUUUGUAUGAUUCCAUUGAGAGUAGGGGAAGCUAGAUACAAAGUGUGCAAAUGGCUAUGAAAAUACAGGAGGGGUGGGAACUAGGGUGGGUGGGAAGUGGGGUAUUGGAGCAAGGACUCUCCAGGAAACACAGGACUUAUUAAAGAAAAGAGGAGAGCUGGACUUACAAAACACCUACUCGCAAGAGAGUACACCAUGGGCCAGGAUUCAUCUGUGAUUGGAUCCAGGAAAGAAUCAGUGUGAAGUAUAUUCAGCAUACUCCUACAACUAAUAGGCUAUCAGUUUACCCAGAAAGCUUAAUAAUCCUAGUGCUUAAAAGUUUUGUUGAUGCAGUGCUGUAUAAAAUCCGUGUGUAGAGGUUUCUUUCUGCUUUCAACAGGUUCAGAGCAUCAUCCAGAAGGCAGUACUAUAUAGUGUAUUGACAUGACUAACUCAAGCCCAUUUCUCCCAGUAGGAAAUGGAAGCCAGUAGUGAUAUGUUUGUAGUGCUCUACUUUAAGCAUGUUUAGUUUCCUUUGUGUCAGUUUGCUGCAGACGGGGCAGAGUUGGUGCUAGUAUGUCCUGUGGUGUGAAUGAAUACGUGGUAACACAUUUACCAAGUUCCUGCCAUACCCACAGGCCAUGACAACAUAAACUCUGUCUUCCGUCCCCUUUCAUUUUUUUUAAAGCCUAAUAAUUCUUUUUCCUGCAACAACUUUGCAGUUAUGCAGUGAAAACCCUCUACAUGCCAUUUUAAAACAAGAAGCUCUCUCAUUUUCAAAGAGGAUGGCUUCUGGGGGGCUGCAUUAUCAACAGGCUGCUGACACAGCCACCGAGUACCCGUCCAAAGCCCGUGCAUGGUGAUGGCUGAAGCUCCCCCUCACACAUUCAAAGUCUCGUGGCUCUCUUCUGAGGGGAAUUUCUCUGCCCUGGGAACCAAAGUCCUCUUUCACUCCAGCGUCAGCAAGUCUCUUGUAUAUUAAAACACACUGGGCCAAAUUCUGAUUUUUUUAAAAAAAUAUAAAUCUGCUUUGCUGCUGCUUCCAUCUUUGUCAGGGAUUUGUCAAUGGCCACUCUCCAUAUGCAUGCUUCACCACGCUCUCAUGUAUGCUCAUGGGCAUGUACAUGCCCUGUAGUGGGUUUCUCCAGUCUGGCUGUAUUACAUUUACAGACUUCUUUCCAUUUUCCCUGGUCCCUAAUAUGAAGCUGCAUGUUAAUUCAAUGACUCCCUUACAGAAAUACUAACAGUUCUUACCAGAAUACGAGAGCUUCAUCCAGUUUUUUCCUAUGUUCUUAAGCUUUCCUUCUAUGUGUAAACUAGAGUUUAUGUUUUACUUCUGUAUAACCACUAUGUUAUUUUUGAGCAACAUGUAUCUUAGCAUUUACAUUCAGGAUAACACAUAUGAUAUUUUACAAUAGUACAUUUCCCUAAUAAUAUAGAUUUAUUAAAGUCCUUAGACUUUCAGGUUUGAAGACACUGUGUUCCACCUAUAGGAUGUGACCAGUUUGCUUUAUGUAGGUUGCCUGAAUUUAUUUUAGUUUCAAUUUUUUUUUCUUGUUUUUGUUUUUUGAGACAGGGUUUCUCUGUGUAGCCCUGGCUGUCCUGGAAACUCACUCUAUAGACCAGGCUGGCCUCGAACUCAGAAAACCACCUGCCUCUGCCUCCCAAGAGCUGGGAUUAAAAGCAUGUGCCACCAGUGCCUGGCCUAGUUUCAAUUUUUUAAUGAAGUUUUUAUUCUACUCUGUUCUUAUUUCAAAAGUAUUGACUGUGCUUAAAGAUACGGGAAAGAGCACUCCUGACAGUAGAAAUGUGUUUAGGAGCCAAUGCAAUAUACUUACCACAUCACUCUGCUGUUUUAUUUGGUAGCUUUAAUGUUAGGCUUUUCCAUGUGGGAUGAAUUCCAAGGCCAUGUCCAGUCUAUGAAACAAGGUACUAUACCCAGUCUGAGUAUGGGAUGCUAGUUUUAGAUUUUUGCACUUGAUAUUCUCCACCAAAAGUCCAUAGUUUACUUACAAAGAAGCAUGAACUGUUAUGGAAAUGAUUCUAAACUCUCAUGGCAGACACUGCAGGUGAGUCCAGCUUCUUGUGUGCCUUGUAGUAGUAUCCACAGGUAGUUGGUUUCCAUACAAAAUACAGAUGUGCAUUUCUCUUAAAAACCCAUUGUGAGUGAUGUUUAAAAUAAAUGCCCAUAGAGCAAGGAUAAGGGCUUGAUAUUUAAUAAUUGGCCUCUUGCAAAAGAACCAUGGAAUAAAGUGCUACUAUUUAAAGCAGGAAAAAAACAAAACAAAACAAAAAACUGAGGCACGACUGUGCAGGGUGCCCCUCAUCUCUCCCCUGGUAUAUGCUGAGAUUCUAAAGUGAGAUUCUAAGCACAUGCCCGUGUUUUCUUUUCCAUGAGAAUGAAAGGAUUGUUUUAAUAUUGUCUUUGUAGGUUUUUUGAAUUGAUGUGCCUCACAGUUGGUUUUUUAAAAUUGCUGUUAAAUAUGAUCUUUUGUUGGUAUUUCCUGACCUUAUAAUUUUGCUUGAGGAUGAAACUCACUGAAAUACAUGAUGACAGCAAAGAGGGCUCUUGAAAACGUUCUCCCUAAAAGUCUUUACCGGGUGUUUGGUUCCCCUGUUGGUAUUAUGUAAAUCAGACAGAAACCUCCCAAGAGAAACAGCACCAUGUGAGUGCCCUGUCAUUUGACCCUGGGACCACCAGUGCCUUUCUGACUUAUUUUGGCAGUUAAAUUAUUAUUAAUCCUUGGGGAGUUUACAACUUAAAAUCCCAAGAUCUGGUUAACAAAAACUGAUGGCAAUAAUUAGAUAUUAAUUGAUAAAUCCAAUUGAAUAAUAAUGACCAAGACUUAAAAAGCAUUUGGACUAAUUCAGGCCUUCCUCCUAUGGCUAUUACAUUGUGAUAAAGCAUGGCGAAAGAGAGUGCUGUUGAAGAGGCCCAGCCAGGCUUGCUUUACUGAGCUCUAAUGGACUUGCUCAUAACUCAGGAGGUUCUCACUUAUGCUCUGAUUUUAAAAUAUUCCUCAAUAAUUCCAAGUUAUGGUGUUCCAAUCCCAUAUUAAAUGAACCAUUCCACCUGGUUCCUGUCCUUAGCAGUUCAUGUGGAAAUACUUCCAGUUGUGUGUGACACAUCAACAAUUGUCAGGUAACAUUGUCUAGCUCAGUGGCUGUCUGCUCCAUUGCUGGCACAGUCAGUUAACAGCACUGGAGUCUUGUCUAGAAGGUUAUCAGCGUUUAUGGUGAGUGCUCCAAAGAAGGUCCGUACAGGUUCAUCGUCAUGCAGAAGCCUUGUGUACGAGCUGCACCAACUUCUGGGGCAUUCUAAGAUCUUACUUUCUCAACCACUGGAUAAAUAUCUGUCCCUUGACUUCUCCACACAGCAUACUUCUUCCCAGAAGAAAAAGGAAAAUGAAUCUGUCACAAACCCAAGAAAUAGUCUUAGCAGUAAACUGUCAUGUCUCGUUGCACUGACUGUGAGCAUUUCAGGGAGCUGUUAGGACAUUUAUCCUAUUGCUCAAUUUCAGAUUAACUUUUUAAGCUACAUUGGUUAUGCAAUGGCCAGUUAUGUCGAGAAAAUUCACUAACAAGUAAAAUGUAUGGGAGGACUUCCCACCCCAUUAGAUAGGUGGGAAAGCUUAGUGGUGGUUUAGUCACCAUCGAGCAGGCAAGACACUGCAUUUAAAGUCAUGUUCUUAUUCUGUAUUCUACCGAGUAUGAAAAUCUACUUCCAUUAUUUAUUGGGCAGGAAACUGAUAGUUAUUGCAAACAAAAAUACUCUAACAAAGCAGCAGAUAAAAGAUAAAACAUUUAAUUUGUUCCUCUAUAGAGUUACUGAGGGUUUUAUAUACAUUCUCAUAUUGUUUUAGAAUGAAAGCCAUUGCUAUAAACACCAAAGGUAAGAUUAACCUACUUUUAAAACUUGAAGGAAGUAUAAAAGCCCCUUUGUUUCAGCUUAUCAUUCUAUGCCAGUUAUAAAAUACCAAAACACCUUUCCUCUGUAAGCUCAAUCAUAGAAAGGCACAUUUAUAAGUAUUUGAUGUGGUAAUAAUUCAUAAGUAUUUUCUAGCUUUCUUUACCUGUCUGUCUGUCUGUCUCUCUCUCUAAUAUAAUUUCAAUCUCUUACCCCUUUAAGAAAGCAUCCUGCAUGAAAAUGUGUGUGUGUGUGUGUGUGUGUGUGUGUGUGUGUGCAAUAUUGAAUCUGGACAAAAGAUACAAUUUGUUGUAUUUUACUUUACUUCUGGCACAAAGACAUUGUAUUUAGUUGCUUUAAAAUUCUUGUUUUCAGAAGUCUGAAAAGGUUCUUCUAUUUGCUAAAGUAAGAGGUUCUGUAACACCGCUCAAUAGUCUCUGUCACAGUCUCCCUGUUUGCUGUGUCUUCAUUUGAUUAACAAAUUGUGUGGAAAAGUCACUGUAAUGCAGUGUGUGGGAUGUGGGAAGGGUGUGGGAAAUGUUUUAUGGGGAAAAAUUAUAAGCCUAAUACUAUGAAGUAACAUUUAAUGAAGUUCUGUUUAAGUGCAAUAUAUUUAUUUCUGCCAGAAAUGUAUUAUCGACCUUAUGUAAUAUUUGAUGCAUAACAUCUUAUUUGCAAACAGCUAAAAUUAUAUAUUAUCCCAAAUUGUACAGAA